AUGCUGAGGAGAUCAGCAAAAGAAGGAGGAGGAAAAAGAAGAGAAAAGGAACGCCAUGAAAUACAAAAGCGACGUAUAGAAAAAUUUGACAUCAGGAAUAUUGUGCUUGUAUUUUCCAUAGAGCUGAAGCGGUCGCCAAGGAGGAAGAAGAAGUUCGUUGGUUUACGAAAGAAAGAAUCGAAGAGAAUCCCAGUUAGGGAGCUUGAGCCACCACGGUUGAGCGACGUCGCACAACGGCGACAGCAAAGAGUUGGAAAAAAAACAAGGUUAUCCCGAGAAAUCCCGGAAAGUGUGCAAGAAGUGGUCAGGAAAACGGCAAAAUGUGAAAUCGUUGACAUUCAAGAGUUGCAACAUCGGAUCAAAAAGCGGACCAAACGCCUUCGAUAUCUCUCAGAUUGGCUAUGCUGGAUUAGCGUCAUUGUCAUAAUUAUAUGCAUGAUAGUGGCAUUCAUAGAAUAUUAUGUGGCUCAUCUUGAGCUUACAGUUCAAAAAGCAGUUGCACAACAAACUUCAAUCGAAUGGAAACCGAUUUGUUCCAAUUUGUUGCCCAUAAUUCGAAGACAGGUUUGA
Cooperia oncophora is the source of this 570-nucleotide messenger RNA. The record is from the annotation of a GenBank genome assembly. Lineage: Eukaryota; Metazoa; Nematoda; Chromadorea; Rhabditida; Trichostrongylidae.